AGGACGAGGCAAGACGGAAGACGGAUUCAGGCAGCGGUAGACGGAAUCAUGGGUGGCUUGUUGACGGACGAACAGCCGUCGCUGGACCGGCUCAAGGAUCUGGACGUCCUUCCGGACCUGGAAACGCAAUUGAGCGUUGUACAUCAACUAUGCACUCACAGCGCGAGAGCGGAGAUGAUCGCAAGAUGGCUACUGGAGAAAUUAAAGGCAUCCCAAGAAGCACGAAGCAACCCGAAGACCUGGAACGAGCUACUCUUCACCAUACGGCUUCUCUCCCCACAGCGUCUGGCAUCUCUGCUUGGAUUGACGAACUUCUUCGACACAGUCGGCGCAGCCUUGCAGAACCCGGAAUGCCCCCGAAGCGUGGUUGAAGCCAUAACGGCUUUGGUCAGCUUCUUGAUCAGCGUUGCCGCUUCUCCAGAUGGCCUCCAUGUCAAGGCAGCACUGAGUUUAUCCGCAUCCAUCGCAGCCUCCUUACUCGGCCUUUGGCUGGACAAUGCUGCUCACAUAGCAGCAACGCAGAAGAAAAAGAGCUGGAUUCAAGCCGUGGAUGCCGUACUAGAGCCUGCAUUCUACCUCUGGAACGUCAGGAAACCAGCAGAAGAGGAGCAUGCAGCGUUUGCGAAAGUCUGCCUUGCUCCAGGAGCCCGUUUACUCGCGCUGAGCCUCAACUGCGGUGAUGCACGUGCUGUGAACCGCAAACGCCGUAUUGAAGAAGAAAACGAUACCGGCGAUCAUGUCGACACGCUUCAGACUCUGCUCGCCAGACACGUAUUCAUGCCUGCGAGAUCGGCCUUCUUUCAAAGUGGCAGCGCCGCCGCAACCCAUCCGCAGCGGACUGGAACACUCCUCCCUCACCAUAUGAGCCUCGAGGCUGCACUCGAAUUGUACAAAGUGCGGAUGGACAGCGACGACGCAGACGGACUGUUAAUGCUCGAAGCACUCCCGGCACUCCUGGAUAUUGCAUUGCGAUCGGUUUCACUUUCGACGCCACGACAACGCACAAAGGAGCAGCCGUGGAUUGAAGCGGUCUUUGCGGCUUUGCAAAAGUGCAACCAAGACGCUUCUGAUGUCGUGAGGCGCAACGCAGUUCUGGUUGAUAUGUUGAAAGUAACGGGUGCCCGUGCAUCUCUUUCAAGAGCGAUGUUGGAAGGAAUUGUCAAUUCUGCCUCGAAUCUUGCGACUGGGAAACAAACUCCAUACCACGGCGACAAUAAAGUCGACUGGAACCUCGUUGCGCAGAUAGUGGAGCUGGAUGCUGAAUUGUUCUGCCGACCUGAUUUGGCGAAUCGGCUUUUCAACGCGCUUUCUGCUGCCUGCGCCGAUCUUCAAGCGCUCGAAGCGAGAGAGAAGGAUCAGGAUACUAGCAGUAUUGACUCAGUCUGCGAUUUCAAGGCCACACAACAAAUGUGGAAACAACGAAUUGCGAUGCCAAUCAUGCAGGCUUUCGCGAAGUCUCGCAAGAUGAGCGAUUUCCUAGAUCUGUGGUCCAACCAGCUUCGACAACAUGAGGACAGUCUCAUAUGGACGGAAUUGGACCGAGACUUCCAGGACAACGCCGAGGAUGGCAUGCCUGAACAAGCACUUUUGGAGCUCUUCAACCGCCUUUCCACGAGGGUCAAAGACGGGGCCAACUCGUCGGACUUUGGCCCAAGCAUCAUCAUACUCAACGCGCUGUUAGGCAAUAUCCGCAGCGAAUCGCUUCGAAUACGCCUGGAGCCUAGAUGCGGCGAGUUAUUCGUUCUGCUGUUCCAAGUCUGUGCUGAACAGGAUGAUCCUGAAGAAGAAAGAGUCUCGCAUGCAGCUCACCAACCGCGGAUCUGGGCAUUGUUGCUGAAGACAUUCGAGCUGUGGUUUCCGUCCUGGGCGGCAACGCAAACGGAUGCUUCGGUCGUGUCUCAAAAGCUGUGUCAGUGGACGACGAGCGACACGGUAACGCAUGCACUACAGCUUGCUCAGUGGGCCAGGGAUGAUGGUAGUGAUACAAAACUGAAACAGCAAGCAAAUGAGGCAGUAAGCUUCGUUGCUGGCAUGUGGUCUGCUGUGGCCGAUUCCGCGCGAUCUCACGAUAGCAGCGAGUCUGCGUUCAGCGCCAUUGUCGACCAUACGCUGGACAAGCUAGAGUCAGGUCAUUCCACGCCGCUCUUGCACUAUCCGCACUUGCUUGCGAUCAUUGAUGAGGACAUGCGUCGUGAGUUGGUCACGAGAUGCAUGCCUGAAUCAAGCGCGCAAGACCAGGAGCAGGUCUUGGCCGUUUUGAAAAAGCUGGCUGCCGUUGCCGUUGACGGCGAACAUGCUGGAACAAUACUACACUUGGUCGACAGAGGUACAGGAACAGCAGCAGAGCUGGAGGGAACCGUGAGGUCUAACCAUGCAGCGUCGCCUAUUGAGGACAUAGAACAGGAGCUGGACCUACUGGAUGCUCUUCUCAAUGUUCCUAUCGACAUCAUCGAUGAGAUGCAUCGCAAAAGGCUGCUUGACGAGCUGUGCGUAGCCGGUCGGACGAGCAGCGCCUCCACAGACGAUAAUUUGCAGCUGCUACUGGGUGUAAUUAUCAAACUGUUGUCGAGACCAACCCCGACUGCGCAGCUUCUGACGGAUCCUUCAAUCAUCUGGCAACUAGCUCUUCAGAUGUCUGCAACUGAAUACAUCGAGACGGAGACGGUCCCUGGGCCCAUAUUCCAACAACAAGAGACGCUGGAUCUGCUGGAGCACGUCACCCUGCUGGUCAUGAACCAGGUCGUUGCCAAUCAACAAGGUAAUGGACGCUCGAUUGUCGAAAAUCUGUCUCGGGAGGCGCAAGCCAUGCUAAGCUACGUUGGCCGGAGUCAAGACCUUUCUAGCCAUACCGCUGUUCUGGUAGUGAGCAGGUCUAUCAUGCAAGGGCUCGAAUCCGGCUGCAAGCCCGACGUCUUGCACUCACUCCCGCAUCGGACUUUGGAAGACAUGAGUCUUGAGGAGAUGGUUCGAAUUACAAAGGCAUUUACAAGUGAUCUCGGCGAAACGCUCUCGCUCAUGGCCACCCUUGAACGCACUUCUACAAAUUAUCUGGAGGUGGCGAUGAGAUUGACAAGCCUGUCUCGAACCCUUACACUCCUUCUGGAUCUGUGGGAGUCGACUUCCAAGUUCGUGCAGCCGUUCGUGCCCCGCCUCGCUUCUGUCAUCAAACACCUCGGCGCGGAAUGUACGCAGUAUCACGAUGGGUUCAAGAAGUCUGCGCCAUCUGCAGUCACCGGUGCCGUUGUCAGCUGUUACCUUUUGCUCAGGAAUUGCGACCAUCCCGACUAUGGCAUUCUUGAUGCCACCGUUGCACUACAGCUGCCCGAGUUUCAACUUCCGCCCGUCAAAAUGCAGCAGGUGAUUGAGGCGUUUGAAAAGGAUCUGAAGCGCAUGUCCGGGUAUCAAAGACUGGCCCUCGUUCCCGAGCUACUGGACCACGAAGCCUCGACACGAUCCAACCUCCUUCUGCUCCAUUCGUGCAUCUCCAAACUCACAAAAGAAGACUCCGUUGGGAGCACCGAGGCUGCUCUAUCCCGGCUACUACCAGAACUAGUCGACACCGCAGUCAACAACGAUGGCGACUUGGUGGUACGCAAAAGAGCAGUAGCGUGCAUUCUGACGAUCUUGAAGGAGAAGCCCUUCCUCGUCAACCAGCACUCCAUCGAAAUCGUCCUCGCCAGCCUUCCCAAGCUCCCGAACGCCGGACCAGGACGCUCUUUAGCAUUCUUCGAAGUCUGCCGUCUCGUCUCCGUUUUGCUACUAGGCCAUCGAGCUCGACUGCACGGCCGCUACCAUCUCGUGAACCUCGUCUUCAACUCCCUCCUUUCCGCACUCUUCGACAACUCGAGCGCCAGCACGAAUCGACCGAAGGGCAGCACGCCGUUCAAUCAAACCCACGCUCACGCCCUUUCAAGACUCCUCGUCCUUUUCUGCGAGCCCGCGCACCUCCGUCGCUCCUCGCGAAGUACCGCUGCCGCGGCGGGAUUAGUCGACGAGUCACGCAAAGAACAAGCGCUUGUGGGCCGUUUCGUGCAGUACAUCCUGCAUCAUUACUGCGAUUUGGUGCUGGCUGGGUCGCUGGGCGAGGGUGUGAGAGAAGCACUGACGCCAGGGCUGUGGGCGGUUAUUGAUGCUGUUGAGAGUAGCGAUUCAGAGGGGCUGAAGGCUUUGAGCGCGGCGAUGAACAAUAAUGAGAGGGCGGUGUUGAAGGGGGUGUAUGAGGAGUGGAAGAGGUUUGGGAAGUGGAGGGGUGGGUGAGUGUCUACUUCUCAAUGCUUCAAGGGAUGUCAAAUACCAAUUAAGCCCUUUGUAACAACA
Neohortaea acidophila is the source of this 4317-nucleotide messenger RNA. RefSeq names its product Urb2/Npa2 family-domain-containing protein. The transcript has a single exon. Gene Ontology annotation, biological process: ribosome biogenesis. Gene Ontology annotation, cellular component: nucleolus. Lineage: Eukaryota; Fungi; Ascomycota; Dothideomycetes; Mycosphaerellales; Teratosphaeriaceae. Bases 49 to 4257 code for a protein of 1402 amino acids. The record is from RefSeq and is a predicted model, not a curated record.